This is a messenger RNA of Salvia miltiorrhiza (redroot sage), 1316 nucleotides long. RefSeq names its product dof zinc finger protein DOF5.7-like. The transcript has a single exon. The coding region runs from base 245 to 1096 and encodes 283 amino acids. Gene Ontology annotation, molecular function: DNA-binding transcription factor activity; DNA binding. Lineage: Eukaryota; Viridiplantae; Streptophyta; Magnoliopsida; Lamiales; Lamiaceae. Gene Ontology annotation, biological process: regulation of DNA-templated transcription. The record is from RefSeq and is a predicted model, not a curated record.
UCAGAUCCAACUCCCAAACACAGCUAACAUUUGUUUUUGUCUUUGAUGAAGAUCACAGGAGCCCAUCAACAUCCUCUCCUUGUCCAUCAACUUGAUGCAUGAAACAAAUGAAUUCCAUCACCAUCUUUCCCUUCUCCAUAAGCAAACUCAAUCGCCAAAUAUAACUGAUUUCCCAUUUCUUCCUAUAAAUACAAAACUCAUUCUUUUUUUCUCCCUCAAUAUAUAUUAAUUAGGGUUUCACAGCAUGUCACCUGACAACAGCAGAGCAGCCGCCGGAAGAGAUGAAACCCCCAGCUCCACAUGCCGGAAAAGCGCCGCCGCGAGGCCGCAGGAGGCAGCCCUCCGCUGCCCCCGAUGCGAUUCACCAAACACCAAGUUCUGCUACUACAACAACUACAGCCUCACGCAGCCUCGACACUUCUGCAAAACAUGCAGGCGCUACUGGACCAAAGGCGGCGCCUUGCGCAGCGUGCCCAUAGGCGGCGGCUGCCGGAAAAACAAGAAAACCAGGCCCUCCCCUCCGCUCUCCGCCGACUCCUCAUCAGACAUCGCCGGCGGGUUGAAAUUCUUCCAGGGAGUGGCACCAGCUAUGGACUUUCAGCUCAAUUUUCCCGGCACCACCACCUCUCUUCUCAACCACUUCUCUGCUUUAGGCGACUCUUCUGCAAACCCUUGUUACACCUUGGAUCUUUCUGCAACACCCAACCCUCCUUUAAUCGGAUUCGAUCUCUCUCCUCCAAAUCAAGAAUUGGGGUUUCGAAGCAGCCUCGCGUCAUCCAUGGAAUCCCUCAGCUCUAUCAACCAAGAUCUUCACUGGAAGCUGCAGAAACAAAGAUUAGCCAUGCUUCUACCCGCCGACAAUCACAAAACCGUCAAACCGCAGCCCAUUUUGUUCCAGGAUCUGGAGCUUCCGUCCAAGCAAGAUGCUUGCGUAAGAAAAGAUGAUGGUGCUGCCGUUGCGACGGAAUGGUUUUUUGAUACUUCUUAUAAUGCAACUGCAGCGACAAGUAACGGCGUUAAUGCUGAUAACGGAACCGGCUGGAGCACUGGAAUUCAGGCAUGGAGUGAUCUUUCACACUAUUCUUCAAUUCCUUAAAAUUUAUGUUAAUGGAUAAAUCUGUUUUUAGGGUUUUAUGUCAAUCAAACUUUUCUUCUAGUCUAGUCAACUGUUGAUUCCAUGUUCAGACCAAGAUGUAAUCUUUUCAGUGUGUUGUUAUUGUUGCUUUUUUUUUUCUUUAAUUUCUUUUUAAUUUGGUGCAGAUUAUUGAAACGAAAUUGCAACAGCUAAAGUUGCUUUUAAUUAUUAGCACCCUUUC